Notolabrus celidotus (New Zealand spotty) is the source of this 1457-nucleotide messenger RNA. RefSeq names its product high mobility group-T protein-like. NCBI's taxonomy places the organism in Eukaryota, Metazoa, Chordata, Actinopteri, Labriformes, Labridae. The transcript has 5 exons. Gene Ontology annotation, molecular function: DNA binding, bending. The record is from RefSeq and is a predicted model, not a curated record. The coding region runs from base 250 to 852 and encodes 200 amino acids. Gene Ontology annotation, biological process: regulation of transcription by RNA polymerase II.
UUGAACAGCCAACUGUACAAAACAACCCGAACAGAUCCGGGGAGCGUCCAAUGAGAUACCUCAAGGAGAAGACGGCAGCCAAUGUCCGACAGCUAGAGCGCACAACGCAGACAGGGUAAACACACACAGGGAUCCUCGCAGCCAAAAGACCGCGCAGUACUGAGUGACGAAGAAGAAGGCUUCUCGUCCCAUUGUUCGACACGUACCGACGCACCACUCACUUCUUGUAGCUCUGCAGAGUAAUCCAAGAUGAGGAAGGAUCCAAACAAGCCGAGGGGCAAAAUGUCCUCAUAUGCCUACUUUGUCCAAACAUGCAGAGAGGAGCAUAAGAAAAAACACCCGGAAGCCUCUGUCAACUUUUCAGAGUUCUCCAAGAAAUGCUCUGAGCGAUGGAAGUCAAUGUCACCAAAGGAGAAAGGCAAGUUUGAAGACUUGGCCAAAAUCGACAAGGUGCGUUAUGACAAGGAAAUGUUGAGCUACGAUCCCCCCAAGGGCACGAAGAAGAAGCGCUUCAAGGACCCUAAUGCCCCCAAAAGACCACCGUCUGCAUUUUUCCUUUUCUGUGCUGACUUUCGCGCCAAGGUGAAAAGUGAGCAUCCUGGUCUGUCCAUUGGGGACACCGCAAAGAAGUUGGGACAAAUGUGGAACGAGUCUUCUUCAGAGGAAAGGCAGCCCUACGAGAGGAAGGCAGCCAAGUUGAAGGAGAAAUAUGACAAGGAUAUUGUGGCCUACCGUACAAAGGGCAAAGUGGACACUGCACCAGCUGCUGCAGCAGAUGAUGAUGAUGAUGACGAGGAUGAAGAUGAGGGAGAGGAUGAUGAUGAUGACGACGACGAUGAUGAUGACGAGUAGAUUGCACAGGGUCGGGACCUGAAAUUUUGUUUAUGCCAUAUAGCCCUAAUAUACUCAAUUCACCAUCUUGAAGCAGAAAUCAAAUUGAGCGAGAACAUGUGUAUAUUUAAUGUUUUUAAGAUGUACAGUGUUAUUCUCCUUUUUUUGUAAAGUUAACACUACAUAUCUUAAGUUUUGGUUUUUUCUAGUGGUAGUUCUUUAUCCCUGCCAUACUAUGUACCAGUUUAGGAGGACUACAGAUCAGUAUGAAAGUAACUAGUCUUUAGGUGUUACAACUCAAAAAUGAGAUUUCUGAGUUGGUAGUGUAUUUUUCUUUACUUUGAGAAAUAUUUUUUUAUGUGCUGUCCCAAUGUCUUUUUAUUGUUCUUUGAAUACCACUCUAAUAUCAAAUACAGCUGUCGACAUUAAAGAAUGUCUUCAAUAAAGGUCCUUUUUUUUUUUUAAACGUUGGUCUUUUUUUUUUUUUCUGGAUCUCAACAUCUCCAAGCCAACGGUGCAGUAAUGCUAGUGCCAACGUGUUCAACGUCAAUAAAUAAAAAAAUUCAAGGAUUGAAGGUUUUUAUUUAAAAAAUAAACAAAUACUAAUCAGGGCGCCACAAAUUGAA